Molecule: messenger RNA, 1139 nt
Organism: Periophthalmus magnuspinnatus
Lineage: Eukaryota; Metazoa; Chordata; Actinopteri; Gobiiformes; Gobiidae
Gene: glrx2
Product: glutaredoxin 2
Exons: 4
Coding region: 120-623 (167 amino acids)
Source: RefSeq, a predicted model, not a curated record
UCGGGCACGCUCCACCGCUCCACGCUGCGGACAUAAACACAGGGAUAAAGCGUGUAAAAGUGAGCUCUCGCGCCCGAGAUCGCUGCUUCUGCUCUCUGCCCAUCCACUAAACUAACCGCAUGUUUCAUCCCGUUCAAAAUUUCCACAGUUUUUUAUCCUUUUGUUGUUUUUGGUCGAUGUUUACCCGGAUAGGAGCGGCUUGGAGCGGCUGUAGCAGAAGAAUGGGAAACUUAACCUCUACAUCUUCAGCCGGGUCCACUACUGCAUGUGUAAAGUAUGUCCAGGAGGUGGUGUCUCAGAACUGCGUGGUGAUCUUUUCAAAGACCACAUGUCCUUACUGUAAAAUGGCCAAAAACGUGUUCAACGAGAUUGGAGCGAACUACAAAGUCAUCGAACUGGACGAGCACAAUGACGGGAGGAGGCUGCAGGAUGCUCUGGCACAGAUGACCGGGGCUCGCACUGUUCCCAGAGUCUUCAUUAACGGAAACUGUAUCGGGGGCGGCUCUGACACUAAACAGCUCCAUCAGCAGGGCAAACUCCUACCUCUGAUCGAACAGUGCACCCCCUGCUGUUCAUCCGGCACUGAAGGCUCGGGCAGUGGGCAGCCUGAACCGGUUAAAUGACUAACCGUUCUACUGCUAAUUUUAAACCCAUUUUUUAGAACUUAUGUAAACCAGGUUAUUUUGCUGAUAUAUUAUUAUUUAAGGACAGCUUUGCCUUUUGUUCUGCCAAGCACUUCUGUUUCUUGAUAUAAAAUGUAUUAAGAUUUAUUUGAAUCUGUUGGAGUGUUUUUAAUACGUCAAAUAGGAUGCAAUGCAGUUUUCUAUUACAGUCAGUUUUACAUGUGGUCAAUAUGUCAAAGUUCAUAGCUUUGUAUUUUGAGUUAUUGACUAAAGUUCAUGUUUCUGCUGCUUUGGUUCAACUGUGAUAUAAUAAUUUUUUAUUUGCAUGUUGUAAACAAAAUGUGGCUGGAAUGUGAAUAUUUGCAUUGCAUGUAAAACUUUUUGGCAUGGAUGAAUGAAUGUCUUUGGUAGAGUGUACAAGUGAACUGAAAGCCUCAUUUGAAGCUGUAUGAACAUGGUUGUUGGCAUGUUGGUUCAAAUGUUAAUUUAUUGUUAAUAAAAUUCUUUAUUCAGUGG